AUGGCUGGAAGCAGAUCCACAGAAUGGAAUGGAAACCACUCCUCUGUGACCAUGUUUGUUCUCAUUGGUCUCUCAGAUGAGAAAGAGCUACAGCUCAUCCUCUUUCCAAUAUUCCUAGGGUUCUACCUAGUAACCUUCAUCUGGAACAUGGGUCUCAUUCUCCUAAUCAAAAUGGACUCCCAUUUGCACACACCCAUGUACUUCUUUCUCAGUUUCUUGUCAUUUAUCGACAUCUGCUAUUCUUCUUGCAUCAGUCCCAGGAUGAUUUCAGACUUCCUUAAAAUUGUAAAAACAAUUUCCUUCAAUGCCUGCGUCACUCAGUAUUUUGUUGCAGCAUGGAUGGGUUUCACUGAGUGCUGCUUGUUGUCCGCCAUGGCUUAUGACUGGUACGUUGCCAUUGGUAGCCCUCUGCAGUACUCAGUCAUCAUGGCUCCUGGUCUCUGUGGAAAGAUGGUUGCUGGGGCAUACUUGGGUGGUUUCCUUUGUAGUUUAUCUCAAACAGUCUCUUGCUUUCAUCUUUACUACUGUGGGCCAAAUAUCAUUCAACAUUUCUUCUGUGAUUUUCCUCAGAUUGUUUCCUUGUCUUGUUCCAAUCCCUUUAUCAGCCAAAUCACUGUUUUACUGGUAAGUAUUUUUAUUGGGUUUGGUUCUUUGCUUAUUAUCCUCUUAUCAUAUUGCUUUAUUGCAGCCUCCAUACUGAAAAUAUCGGCAGGCAAAGGUAUUGCCAAGGCCUUCAAUACCUGUGCCUCUCACCUGACAGUGGUGACACUCUACUACGGCACAGCCUUCUCUGUGUACUUGCAUCCCAAGUCUAGUGACUCUAUAAAGCAGGACAAGGUGUUGUCAGUGUUCUAUGUCAUCAUCAUCCCCAUGUUAAACCCUCUGAUCUAUAGUCUGAGAAACAAAGAGGUCAAAGCAGCUCUCAAAAGACUUAUAAAGAGAGCAAGAGGCUUGCCUCACUUAGAAUAA
Messenger RNA from Chrysochloris asiatica (Cape golden mole), 969 nucleotides. RefSeq names its product olfactory receptor 5A1-like. Gene Ontology annotation, molecular function: odorant binding; olfactory receptor activity. Gene Ontology annotation, biological process: G protein-coupled receptor signaling pathway; sensory perception of smell. The record is from RefSeq and is a predicted model, not a curated record. The coding region runs from base 1 to 969 and encodes 322 amino acids. Gene Ontology annotation, cellular component: membrane. The transcript has a single exon. Lineage: Eukaryota; Metazoa; Chordata; Mammalia; Afrosoricida; Chrysochloridae.